GUGAGGAGUGGCAGAGGCUUCAAACUGGUCAGACGACUUUGGGGACCUGGUCACAGGAGCCAAGAAAGAGAGGAGAGGACAGGUGGAAAGAACAGGCUGGAGGCUGGACAGUGGACGGAUUCAGGGCUGUGGCAUGAAGCUGCUGCCACGCUGGAGAACGGUGCUGCCCGUGGGCCCUCCAGCCUGGCCGUGGACAUGGCAGUUCAGAAGAACUGCUCAAACCUGUGCCCCAAAGAUGAGGGCCCAGGCGGACACCGAGGGCCGGACUCAGCAUGAGUACACCAGGGACCCCCCACCGUCCCUGCCCAUGGAGCCCAAGUUUGACAUGCUGUACAAGAUUGAGGACGUGCCACCUUGGUACCUGUGCAUCCUGCUGGGCUUCCAGCACUACCUGACGUGCUUCAGCGGCACCAUCGCCGUGCCCUUCCUCCUGGCCGAGGCGCUGUGCGUGGGCCGCGACCAGCACAUGGUCAGUCAGCUCAUCGGCACCAUCUUCACGUGCGUGGGCAUCACCACGCUCAUCCAGACCACGCUGGGCAUCCGGCUCCCGCUGUUCCAGGCCAGUGCCUUUGCAUUUCUGGUUCCAGCCAAAGCCAUCCUGGCCCUGGACAGAUGGAAAUGUCCCCCGGAAGAGGAGAUCUAUGGGAACUGGAGUCUGCCCCUGAACACCUCUCAUAUCUGGCAUCCACGGAUACGGGAGGUUCAGGGUGCAAUCAUGGUGUCCAGCACGGUGGAAGUGGUGAUCGGACUGAUGGGGCUGCCUGGGGCCCUGCUCAGCUACAUUGGGCCUCUCACGGUCACCCCCACUGUCUCCCUUAUUGGCCUCUCUGUCUUCCAAGCUGCUGGCGACCGAGCUGGCUCCCACUGGGGCAUCUCAGCUUGCACCAUUCUCCUGAUCGUCCUCUUCUCCCAGUACCUGCGCAACCUCACCUUCCUGCUGCCUGUCUACCGCUGGGGCAAGGGCUUCACUCUCUUCCGCAUCCAGAUCUUCAAGAUGUUUCCUAUUGUGCUGGCCAUCAUGACCGUGUGGCUGCUCUGCUACAUCCUGACCCUGACGGACGUGCUGCCCACAGACCCGAAGGCCUAUGGCUUCCAGGCCCGAACUGAUGCCCGUGGGGACAUCAUGGCUACUUCACCCUGGAUCCGCAUCCCUUACCCCUGUCAGUGGGGCCUGCCCACCGUGACUGCUGCUGCUGUCCUGGGAAUGUUCAGUGCCACACUGGCGGGCAUCAUCGAGUCCAUCGGAGAUUACUACGCGUGUGCCCGCCUGGCCGGUGCGCCACCCCCUCCAGUACAUGCUAUCAACAGGGGCAUCUUCACCGAAGGCGUCUGCUGCAUUAUCGCGGGGUUACUGGGCACAGGCAAUGGAUCCACCUCGUCCAGUCCUAACAUUGGCGUCCUGGGGAUUACCAAGGUGGGCAGCCGGCGCGUGGUGCAGUACGGUGCGGGCAUCAUGCUCAUCCUGGGCACCAUCGGCAAGUUCACGGCCCUCUUCGCUUCGCUCCCUGACCCCGUCCUGGGUGGCAUGUUCUGCACCCUCUUCGGCAUGAUUACUGCUGUGGGGCUGUCCAACCUGCAGUUCGUGGACAUGAACUCCUCCCGUAACCUCUUCGUGCUCGGAUUUUCCAUGUUCUUCGGCCUUACGCUGCCCAAUUACCUGGAGUCCAACCCUGGCGCCAUCAACACAGGCGUUCCUGAAGUGGAUCAGAUUCUGACCGUGCUGCUGACCACGGAGAUGUUUGUGGGCGGGUGCCUUGCUUUUAUACUCGACAACACAGUGCCAGGGAGCCCAGAGGAACGAGGUCUGAUACAGUGGAAAGCUGGGGCCCAUGCCAACAGUGAGACGUCUACCAGUCUCAAGAGCUAUGACUUCCCCUUUGGGAUGGGCAUGGUAAAAAGGAUUGGCUUUCUGAAAUACAUUCCUAUCUGCCCAGUCUUCAAAGGAUUUUCUUCAAGGUCUAAAGAUCAGUUUCCAGUUCCAGAAGACACUCCAGAAAAUAUAGAAACUGUGUCUACGUACACCAAGGUCUGAAAAAUUACUUCCAGGAAAGAUACCUGGGCAGAAUCUGGGCCAACUGGAGUUCACAAGCUAGUAACUCCAUCCAUGUGCAGCCUCAUUAUUAUACUCUAAUAUGUUAAACAAAUAUCAGUUUGAUAUUUGACAUGGAAAAGAUUGAGAAAUACUGACAUAGCACAAAAACAGGAAAAAGCCUCUCAUACACACUGCCUUGUUUCAAUAGUGGUCAUAAAAUUAAAACCCUAUAAAACAGGAUGACUUCAAUUACCCUAAACCUAUGCCUGCACAGACCCUGAUGAAGUGGUCAUUUGUCCCUAAAGCUUCAUUAUGUGUGUGCAGCUGAUGCUCUGAAACCUUCCAUCUCUACCUGUAGAUGCCCGGCUCUCUAGUUAAACACUAAAGUGGUUUCAAUGUGCAUGUUCCCUCAGACAUACAAGAAGAGUUUCAAAAAAGAGAGGUUAGUUUAGAUGAUUCCUUAAUAGUAAAAAUAAAAGCAACUUAAAUAGGACUUUCUAUGUGCUAGGGACUCUCUUAAGUUCAUAAUGUAUGUUAACUAAUCAUACAACCCAGAGACAGAUAUUGUCAUUAUUGUCAUUUUAAAGAUGUGGAAACUAAG
Microcebus murinus (gray mouse lemur) is the source of this 2633-nucleotide messenger RNA. It is a transcript of the gene SLC23A1, whose product is annotated as solute carrier family 23 member 1. Gene Ontology annotation, cellular component: membrane. The record is from RefSeq and is a predicted model, not a curated record. Gene Ontology annotation, biological process: transmembrane transport. Gene Ontology annotation, molecular function: transmembrane transporter activity. Lineage: Eukaryota; Metazoa; Chordata; Mammalia; Primates; Cheirogaleidae.